Coregonus sp. 'balchen' is the source of this 6437-nucleotide messenger RNA. Lineage: Eukaryota; Metazoa; Chordata; Actinopteri; Salmoniformes; Salmonidae. The record is from the annotation of a GenBank genome assembly.
GUCAAAUCACAAAGUUCCCAUCAUGCCAUAAAUUUAUAAAACUAUCCACGUGGUUCUCGUCUCUGCCAUAUUACCAGACAGAGAACGUCAACCGAAAUCAUUCAAAACUCAGCGGACUCAUCUCAACGCCAUGGCCUGUUCAGAACUUGGUAAACUUUUUUUUGUUGUUGUUGAUAUUUUACCUAGCAUUAGCUAACGUAGCUAGAGACUGAGGAGUCUAGGUUGAAGAAUAAGCUUGCGUGUGGGUGUUGCUUGGUCCAGGUCCAAUUCAAGUGUUGCUUGUGUCGUGCUAGGUAUGCUAGCUACAACUAGCAUGCCACCAAAAACAUGCUUCCAUUUUAGUUAGCAACCGGUGGCUACAAAGUAACAAACUAUCGAUGACUACUCUCCAUGGAGUCAGAAUGUGUACCGAGAUUGAAAAACAGGCUACAUUUCACAGCAGUGGUGCCAUUCAAUCAAUGCCAACAACUUUGUCACCUUUUUCCUUUUAAUUCUAUCCAUGCAGCACUGUUGAGUGUGUCCGACAAGUCUGGACUUCUGGACUUUGCCAAAAGGCUGGUGAACGUGGGACUGUCACUGGUCGCAUCAGGUGGCACCGCCAAAACCUUGCGCGAGGCUGGACUGGCUGUUCGGUAGGUGUACCCAGUCUACAUAAGUUUCCAAUGCCUCAUCUAUCUGUGAUGAUUGUGUUCAGCCACCAACAUUCUCUUGAGAUAAUGCUAAACUGAAUCAAUGUUAUGCUGACAACAAUGUAUUCCUUCAAGUCACCUUACUAUUUGCCACUUCAGAGAGAGCAGGCCUAUCUGGUAUCCUGCCAUCAUUGACCACCUUUCAUAUGAGAUGCAUUCCCAGCCUCUUCAUGCAAUUGAGAAUGAAAAAAAAAAAAAGAAUGUGUGCCUCUGAAACGUCAUCACCCAACAUCCAUCUCCCGUUUUGUUCCAGGGAUGUGUCUGAGCUGACUGGCCAUCCAGAGAUGCUGGGCGGGAGGGUGAAGACCCUGCACCCUGCUGUACACGGGGGCAUCCUGGCCCGACACACCCCUUCGGACAAGGCUGACAUGGAGAAACUGGGCUAUGGUCUGGUCAGGUAAGAGACAGGGAAGUGGGUUGAAUUUGGCUCUAGACACUGACCUGUGAUCAGAUCUGUUUUUCUCAAUAGUUAAGGGUAGGACUUGUCCUUCUCAGUCCACUUUUCUAUACUUUUGUUCCAGAGCCACUACUGUUUUACUGCACUUUUUAGGGGUCUUUGAAAAACGGCCUUUUCGUGAACAAGCCGACCUGAAACACAAUGCAUGUGAUCGGGCACAAGACUAUUAGAUUUGGCCCUAAUGCAGGACAGUAAGGUUGUGUUGUGGAGUGGGGAGACUUAGGGAAGCAUGCUUUGCUAAUCUAAUAACCGGCUAAUUCAAAUGCUGCUGCAUCUGCACACAUCUGAUCGCGUGACACAUUUAGUUUUUUGGGCCCCGGGAAUCUGGUUGGCUGUUUAAGCUGCCAAUUCCACAUUCAUGGAAUGUGAUUGGCUUUGAGGAGAAAGCGUGCAACGCAUACAGCCUCUGAAAUAAACCAUGAAUUCUCUCCUUUUAGAAUUUGGAGCCUAUUGGUGUGUAUGUGUCACAAUUGGGGUUCAAAGGCUGCAAAAUGUGACCUGCUUAAUUGACACAUUCACGUUCCUAUUUACAAAAAGCAAAAUCUCACUUUAAAAAAAAGAUUGAUUCCCAAUAAGGCAUCUAGGGCACAAACAAUGUGGGGGAUUAAACAGCCAUGAUACUCAUUACUUCAAAUUGGUUAGAUAGUUAGAAAAAACGUAGUGAAAUGCAUGGCAUUUCUUGACUUGUAUUGCUUUCCUCUGCCGGUCUUUGUCCAGGGUGGUGGUGUGUAACCUUUACCCGUUUGUGAAGACCAUCUCUACCCCUAAUGUGACCGUGGAAGACGCAGUGGAACAGAUUGAUAUUGGUGAGUGGAAUGUUAAAGCUGCAAUAUGUCACUUUUUGGGCGACCUAACCAAAUUCACAUAGAAUUGUGAGUUAUAGAUAUGUCAGUUAUUCUCAUUGAAAGCAAGUUUAAGAAGCGGUAGAUCUGUUCUAUGUGCACUAUUUCUAUGCUUCCCAUUAAGUUUAGUUUUGCGGCUUUUACUUUCGGUUUUGUACACUAGCUUCAAACAGCUGAAAAUACAAUAUUUUGGGUUAUGUAAAAUAUCAUUCACAACAGUUUAGAUGGUACAAUGAUUCUCUAUGAUAUAGUUGCUUGUUUUGGCACACAAACUGAAAUUAGGCGAACUAUUAGCAUUUUAGCAACCAGGAAAUGGCGGCGCAAUUUCUGCAUAUUGUACCUUUAAGGCCAGCUCUACAUUUUACAUUCUGAAGUCUACAUUCUACAACAUGAGAUGUCCCAGGUUGUCAUGGCGAUGACCCUGUUUGACCCUGGCUGUGUCCUCAGGUGGGGUGACCCUGCUCCGAGCUGCAGCCAAGAACCACGCCCGCGUAACCAUCGUGUGCGACCCUGCAGACUACCAGUUGGUCGCCGUGGAGAUGGAAGGUUCCAAGGGCAAAGACACCUCCCUGGACACCCGCAAGAACCUGGCCCUGAAGGUAACUAUGUCAACUUGAAAGCACGGGUUGAAAGUGGACAUUUUUACUUGGUUCUUUGACUCGUGUAUGUCAACCUACUUUCUGGACAAGUUUUUGCCAUGUGCUCUCCUUCUGCCUCCCUGUUCAGACAGGUCUGCAAACCUCAACUGUUGACAGAGGAUGUAAAGUGAUAGAGAAAUAACAUGCUUUCAGCUAUCAGGAACCAAACUGUAGACAACUGGGGAGGGCCUCAUAAGUCGAUCUUUGACAGGUUAUUGACCCUCUGUCAAAAGGAUCAAUUUGUACAAUCACAGAUACCAUGGCUUAAAUGAAGUCGGUAGUAGUCAACAAUCACAAUUGGGACACCGUAAAGAAUUCAGGUCGUUGAUUGUGUUUUUGUUUAAUUUGGGUCAAUGCGAGGUAAAGUUCAGAGUCCACUACCUCCCAUGCUGCCCUCGCUUGUCCUUGGGGCCCUGUUCUUCAGGUCAGCCCACAGUAUUCUAUUGAUCCAGUAUUCCUGCACAUUGUAAAUAUGGUACUGGAACUGACUCUGUAUGUGUAUAUAGUAUGCUUACGUUAUCGUGUUAUUUUUAUAUAUUGUGUGUUUUUGGUCUACCUUAUUUUUAGUAUUAUAUUGAUUACUGCAUUCUUGGGGUUAGCUUGUAAGAAAGGCAUUUCACUGUACAUGUGACAGUGAGACUUGAAACGACAUGGAGUAAAAUGGACACAUGAUGUCCCUUGUGAAGGCCUUACAAAUCUUACAUUGAUAGUUUGUACUAAAGCUGCCUCCAGAUAAAACUGUAGAAGCCCAUGUUGGCUUUGAUCAUGGAGUAGGAUACAACACUGUCUGGUUAAACUGUUUACAUUGGGCUGUGUUCAUUAGGGCACACCGUAGCAAAACAUUUUGCAAUGGUAAACCAAAAAUGAGCAUUUCCUAAUGGACAUCCAGGUUUUCCCUUCCUGUUUCAGUCACUUUUCUUCCAUGUGCUAUCUACAGUUGGCCUUGUUCUGUCUCUCUCUCAGGCCUUUACUCACACAGCCCAGUACGAUGAGGCCAUCUCUGACUACUUCCGGGGCCAGUACAGCCGUGGCGUAUCCCAGCUGCCCCUGCGCUACGGCAUGAACCCCCACCAAGCCCCCGCCCAGCUCUACACCCUGCGCCCCACCCUCCCCCUCACAGGUAGGCUAAAACCUCACAGUAUGUACACCCCCCUCCCACCCUCCCCCCUCACAGGUAGGCUACCCCCCCACCCCCCCCACAGGUAGGCUACCCCCUCCCCCCUCACAGGUAGGCUACACACCCCCCCUCACAGGUAGGCUACCCCCCCUCCCCCUCACAGGUAGGCUACAACCCUCACAGGUAUGUUACACCCCCUCCCACCCUCCCCCCUCACAGGUAGCCAACAGUCUCAGAAAUUACAACGGGCAUAUACUGACCCUCCCUUCUCUUCCCUCCAUUACCUCUGUCAGUGGUAAACGGUUCUCCUGGGUUCAUUAACCUGUGUGAUGCCCUGAACGCCUGGCAGCUGGUCCGAGAGCUGAAGAGUGCCCUGGGCAUGCCCGCUGCCACCUCCUUCAAACACGUCAGCCCUGCAGGUCAGACACACACAGUGCUUCCAAUACAUAUGCCUACAGGAUGGUACAAGGAAUCCCAGUAACGUUGACCCAGACGGUGUCCUCUCCCUCCCUAGGGGCUGCGGUGGGUGUUCCUCUGAGUGAGGAGGAGGCCAAGGUGUGCAUGGUGAAUGACCUGCUGAAGGACCUGACCCCACUGGCCACAGCAUACGCCCGGGCUAGAGGGUCAGACAGGAUGUCCUCCUUCGGAGACUUCAUCGCUGUGUCUGACGUGUGUGACGUCCCCACCGCUAAGAUCAUAUCCAGAGAGGUAGGACUUCCGUUGUGUGUGUGUGUGUGUACGUCCUGUGUGUUUGCUGCAUUUCCAACCCCUGGCUAUCAUUCUCAGGUCUCUGAUGGCAUCAUCGCCCCUGGUUACGAAGAGGAGGCCCUCAGGAUUCUGUCCAAGAAGAAGAAUGGCAACUACUGUGUUCUCCAGGUAUGAUUGAAAAUGGAAAAGCACAGUUAGAGAUCAUCCUAUGUUGCAGUGUAUCCUGGAGAAUAAAAAAAAAAGUUGAAUUCGAUUGCAUCUUAUCACCAGUUGGGGGUGCUAAAUGUCUACAUCUGUGUGUCAGAUGGACCCAGCCUAUGAGCCAGACGAGCCAGAGGUCAGGGUUCUCUUUGGCCUCUACCUCAAACAGAAGAGGAAUGGAGCUGUCAUCGACAAGGAGCUCUUCAGCAACAUCGUCUCCAAGGGCGCGGUGAGUGUCUUUGUGGUUUGUGCGUGUCUUGAUAGUGUGUGUGAGAUGCUCACUGAUGACACGUUAGAUUCUGACCUUUUGUCCUCGUCUGUCUCCUGUCUCAGCUGUCGGAGGAGGCGGUGCGUGACCUGAUCGUGGCCAGCAUCGCAGUGAAGUACACCCAGUCCAACUCUGUCUGCUACGCCAAGGAUGGACAGGUAACCAACCUGGAGAGGGAGGGGACAUGGGAGGUCAUUGUUGAAAUAGUGUUUAGUUUCCACAAUUUUGUUGUCCGCUAUACCCUUGUUUACCUUUUUCAGAAGUCUUUUUUUUAUUUAUUUUUUUAUUCAAGAGGAUGUACUGUAAUGGCUUUUCUGGGUUAAAAUCCGUCUCUCCGUGUGUACCAGGUGAUAGGGAUCGGUGCGGGUCAGCAGUCUCGUAUCCACUGCACACGGCUGGCAGGGGACAAGGCUGAUAACUGGUGGCUGAGGCACCACCCGCGGGUGUUGGGCAUGAGGUUCAGGUGUGGGGUGAAGCGGGCGGAGAUGGCCAAUGCCAUCGAUCAGUACGUCAGCGGCACCAUCGGAGAGGUGAGGGGUCAGCGGUCAAUACAGGGACACGCACUCUACAGGAUGUGAAAUGCCUGUCAUUGUCGACGUACAGUUCCGCUGUAUGUUGAUUUGUGUAGGUUCCUACUGUAGGUGUCUGUCCAUUCUAUAUCUGAUUCCAGAUUGAAGUGUCUCUGUCUCCAUCUCGUUCUCUAACUGUGUUCAGGGUCCGGACCUGGCAGUAUGGAAGGCCAUGUACGAGGAGGUCCCAGAGCCCCUGGGUGAGGAUGAGAAGAGGAACUGGCUGAGCUCUCUGCAAGCUGUAGCGCUCAGCUCUGAUGCCUUCUUCCCCUUCAGAGACAACGUGGACCGCGCCAAACGGGUAAACACACACACUGUGGCAAAUUAUUACUUUUCACUAGUCUAAGAUGGCAGACUUUCCAUUUUGAGCUUUUGGUUCUUUAGUUGUUCUCUAGCCUUCUAGUGCCUUCCAAGGUCUUUUCUGUUUGAAGUCCACAUGGACUGAUUAUUCUGUGUGUGUUGUCUGUGUCUGUCUGUGUCUGUGUAGAGUGGUGUGGAGUACAUUGCUGCCCCGGCCGGGUCCACAGCUGACGAGGUGGUGAUCAAUGCCUGUAAUGAGCAGGGCAUCACCCUGGUGCACACCAACCUGAGACUCUUCCACCACUGAAUACCUAGUGUAGCUCUCAUACAACCCAACCCCACACAUUUGACACAGACCAUUAUAGCCCAAUGACCCUGAGCAACUUAGAAGUAGCCAUGUGUGCCGACGUGUUGGAGUUCGAUUAAUUGCUCUAGAAUAGUGAUCAGUAAAGGUACUAAGAUGCAUGUCGUUGUUUUUUUACAUUUACACUGAUUCAUUCCUGUCCUACGGUUAUCUUGCACAAACAGCAUUCGUAAUGCUGAGGAUCAUUCAGAUUCUGUUACAUUCCAAUCUUGCUUUCGUAGUUGUAUCUACGUUACUGUCUGGAAGGUCGAGUUUCACCAUGAAAUAAACUGUUUCUUGAGAAA